Messenger RNA from Solenopsis invicta (red fire ant), 1585 nucleotides. RefSeq lists its product as uncharacterized. Lineage: Eukaryota; Metazoa; Arthropoda; Insecta; Hymenoptera; Formicidae. The transcript has 7 exons. The record is from RefSeq and is a predicted model, not a curated record. The coding region runs from base 886 to 1359 and encodes 157 amino acids.
AUGAAAAGUAUAAUGACUCGAGAACGAACUAAACAAAGACCUCCUAUACCACACACUUUUCAAGCCUUGGCUACUGAUUUAAUUAAAUACGAGUGGAUUAAAGAUUUUUAUAAAGGAAGUGUAGUUGCACAAGAUGGUAAUACAGCUAUUAUAUUUUCAAGUGAAAAACUUAUUGAAAUAAUUCAAGAAGCUCAGGAAAUUUUUGUUGAUGGAACAUUUUCAGUAAGUUAUUUUGAUUGAUAAUUUUUUUUAAUUUUUUAUCUUAUAUAUCGAAAUUAAUUGCUCCCCGUCAUCCUCGAAUGGAUCAACUAUAUACUAUUCACACUCGUUAUAUGAAUAAAGCAGUUGGAACUGUGUUUUGCUUAUGUGAAGCACGUACUAGUGCAUUAUAUGAAUCAAUAUGGUUAAAAGUAUUAGAACUAGCUCCAGGAAUGAAAAAUAAUGUCAAAUUUAUCAUGAGUGAUUACGAAGCAGCAGCUAUAAAAGUUUUAGAAAAACUUUUUCCAAAUGCAGAUAUUCACGGGUGUUGGUUUCAUUAUAAUCAAGCAGUACUACGUAAAUGGAAUUACUUGGGUUUAACAAAUAUUUCAAAUAUCCUGUUGUCCAUGACAAUGACGCUUCCAUUACUGCCACAAGAAUAUUUCAUGCCAGCAUUAAGGAUACUACAUAAUUACUGCGACGCUACACAUUUCAAAUAUGAAGAAUUAUUGCAAUUUCUAACAUAUAUUGAGAAAACUUGGUUGCCUAAGGCAUCAAAAAGUUAGCGUAUAUAACUGUCCUGCAAGAACAAACAAUUUAGUAGAAAAUUUCCAUAGUACAAUAAGACGAAAAUUGGGUCUUCAUCAAAAUUUAUGGCUUUUUUUAGAUAAAUUAACAAAGUUAAUUAUGGAUCAAGAAAUUCAUUUUAGACGUCUACAAAAUAAUGAGAAUUUAAUGAUUGUGCAGCAACGCAAAAAUAAAGAGCGUAAUUUAAAUAUUUUUCAAGCGCAAACAGAUCUAAUUACAGGAAGGUUGCCCCUUGAACAAUUUUUACGAAUGUUUACCGGAAUAUAUAAAACUUCUUAUUAUCAAGAACAUAUAAAUAUGCAAGAGAAAGAAAAUGUAGCAAACAUCUUAUCUUUGGAAAAUGAAAACGAAGAGAAUUAUGAAAAGGAAACACAAAUUACUACAAAUCAAGAUAUUCCAACAAUUAUAUGUGAACCGGACAUUCAACCUCAAGUUGUACUAACAAGACUCAAACGUAAAGAUUAUGAAAAAUAUAUUGAAAAUGAUCGGCAACCAUUAAAUUUUAUUGAAAAUACUAUUUCGUCAAAUAUUACACGAAAAAGAUGCAGAAGAAAAGUGCACAAAUGUUGUUGAAAAAAUAUCAAUAUCAUAAGAUCUCAGUAUUUUAGCAUCAAUUCUGUAGAUUGAUUCUAAUGGAGACUGACAUUUUUUAAAAUAAUAUUUAAUUAAAGUAUUAAUUGAUAAUCAUUUUAGAUUUCAUUAUUUUGGAUAUUAAUUUUAUAUGAGAUCUCAUUGGAAUCAAUCUACAGAAUUACAUAAAAUAUGACUUGUUUCAUGAGGUGAGAUUUUCCGGAAAGAG